AUGUUCCAAUGGUUAAGAGAGAAUGGUUGUCCAUGGAUUGCAGGGACAUGUGCGAGUGCUGCUAAAGGUGGCCAUUUGGAAAUCUUGAAGUGGGCUCAUGAAAAUGGGUGUCCAUGGAAUGCUAGCACAUGCACAGGUGCUGCACAAAAUGGCCAUUUUGAUUUGCUCAAGUGGGCUCGUGAAAACGGCUGUCCAUGGAAUGCAGAUACAUGCACCUUUGCUGCCAGAAAUGGACAUUUUGAAUUUUUAAAGUGGGCUCGUGCAAAUGGGUGUCCAUGGAAUGAAUAUACCUGCUCAAGUGCCGCCGCAGGUGGCCAUUUGGAAAUCUUGAAGUGGGCUCGUGCAAACGGCUGUCCAUGGAAUGCAGAUACAUGCUCAAGUGCUGCAGAAAAUGGCCAUUUUGAUUUGCUCAAGUGGGCUCGUGAAAACGGCUGUCCAUGGAAUGCAGAUACAUGCACCUUUGCUGCCAGAAAUGGACAUUUUGAAGUUUUAAAGUGGGCUCGUGAAAAUGGGUGUCCAUGGAACGGUUGGACAUUUCGAGCCGCACGCCAUAUCAACGACGACACGGAAGAAAUGGUCCAGUGGCUGCGUGACAAUGGCUGCCCUGAGGCAUGAGUUUGGGGAUAUUGGUGAUCAUUAUUUAUUUAAACAGAAGAAUAGCAAUAAUGCAUUUCGUUU
This is a messenger RNA of Seminavis robusta, 678 nucleotides long. The record is from the annotation of a GenBank genome assembly. Lineage: Eukaryota; Bacillariophyta; Bacillariophyceae; Naviculales; Naviculaceae.